Messenger RNA from Alternaria burnsii, 8193 nucleotides. RefSeq names its product dna-directed rna mitochondrial precursor. The record is from RefSeq and is a predicted model, not a curated record. Gene Ontology annotation, biological process: mitochondrial transcription. The transcript is spliced from 8 exons. Bases 1 to 8193 code for a protein of 2730 amino acids. NCBI's taxonomy places the organism in Eukaryota, Fungi, Ascomycota, Dothideomycetes, Pleosporales, Pleosporaceae. Gene Ontology annotation, cellular component: mitochondrial DNA-directed RNA polymerase complex. Gene Ontology annotation, molecular function: oxidoreductase activity, acting on paired donors, with incorporation or reduction of molecular oxygen; mitochondrial promoter sequence-specific DNA binding; heme binding.
AUGAUUUCCACCAUCCUACCACUGCUAUCGUCGCAGUUUCUGGAAUACCCAGCUCGCUCGUUGUUCUUGUUGAUAAUAUGCAUUCCCAUAUUGUAUGUUAUUGGGAACGAAUACGUGAGAUACUCCCGACGAAUCAAGGGUUUUCCCGGACCGACCAACUGGCCCUUGGUGGGCAACAUUCCAGACAUCAAGGUUAAUGCGGCCGAGAAGUAUCGUGAAUGGAGCAAGACUUUUGGCGCUGUGUACCAGAUACAGCUUGGAAAUGAGCCGGUAAUUGUCGUCAACAGCGCGGAAGCCGCGAAGAAAAUCUUUGGUGGGAACAGCCAGGCGCUGAGUUCCAGACCCGUAUUUUGGACUUUCCACAAGGUGCUUUCAAACACAGCCGGUACGACAAUCGGGACAUCGCCAUUCAAUGAUUCGCUAAAGCGCAGGAGGAAGGGUGCUGCCUCGGCACUCAACAAACCUUCGAUUGCGACAUACAUCGACCACCUCGACCUUGAAACGAAGGAAUUUGUAAAAGACGGGUUUGAGUCAGGCCAUGCUGGUACCGUUGGUGUAAACCCCAUGCCCAUGAUUGAGCGUCUUUCACUUUCGCUCGCUCUGACCCUCAACUGGGGUACAAGGAUGAGUAGUCGACAUGAUCCAAUGUUUCACGAGAUCUGCGAGGUCGAAGCCGCUAUUUCGAAAUUUCGUAGUACGACUGGAAACUUGCAGGACUACAUUCCCAUCUUGAGACUCAAUCCCUUCAGCUUCGGCACCAAGUCUGCGAAAGAGCACCGAAACAGACGAGAUGUCUACCUAACGAAGCUGAAUCGCGAUUUGGACGAACGGAUGGAGAAGGGUACUCACAAAACGUGUAUCCAGGCAAACAUUAUCCGAGACAAGGAAGCCGCGUUGAACAAGGAGGAAUUGACGUCGAUCAGCCUGACGAUGUUGUCUGGCGGUUUAGACACCAUCACCACCCUCGUUCAGUGGAGUGUGGCGCUGCUGGCUCAAAGGCCGGAUAUCCAAGAAAAGGCUAUCAAGGAGAUCCGGAAGUACUACUCGGAAGACGAGCCGCUAGCGGAUGCGUACGAUGACCAAAAGUGUGAGUAUGUUGUCGCACUGGUUAGGGAGUGCUUACGGUACUACACUGUACUACGCCUAGCGCUUCCGCGAGCGACAGUCAAGGAUAUCGUGUAUGAGGGCAAGGUGAUCCCCGCAGGCAGUACAGUGUAUCUGAAUGCAUGGGCAUGUAAUAUGGAUGCCGAAGUUUGGAGAGAUCCGGACGAGUUCCGUCCUGAGCGUUGGCUAGAGCAACCCGACGCCCCGCUGCAUACAUAUGGCCUAGGUUACAGGAUGUGUGCAGGCUCAUUGUUAGCCAAUCGCGAGUUGUACCUUGUCUUCCUGCGGACGCUGAACAGCUUUGAGCUAGUACAGAAAUCGGAGGUGGACGUGCAUCCUGUCAGGGGCAGCUCAGACCCUACCAGUUUGGUGACGAUGUGCCGACCUUACGAGAUUCUCUUCAAACCUCGCAACGAGCAGAUUCUGCGUGAGGCUCUUAGGGCAGCAGAUGAGCGAUUGGCCGAGUUUGAGAAGGCCAUGUAUCGGAAGGCGAUACUUCCGGGCGAUGAAGAGCUGGGCAAGAAAGACGACGACCAUAGAUACAAACCCGCGCGGCGUUCCAGCUGGUCGGGCUGGAGCCACACGUUUCGCUGGCGGCGGCGGAGGAUACUGCUGGCAGCAGUGGGCUUGUUCCUGCUGUACUACUGCUUCCUCAGCGGCUCUGACGACUACCAAGAGCCGGACGAGCCACGAUAUCGACGACGGCCAAUCACAUCCACAUAUCAGAAGCCGAGCGCGGACGGCGACGACGAACCCACGGGAGCGCCACCGGGCCUACAGAAACCGAGGCAUGGAGAGGCGGUCCCUCGUACAUACGAUGGACAGAUACGCUUCUUCCGCCUCGCCAGCUCACUGCGCUCAUCCGCCUCGGCAACCGGUGGCUAUGAGAAGAAGAACAGAAACAUACUAUUCGCAAUGUCGAGCUUGAAGAGUGCAUCGACGCUUUUGCCCAUGGUAUGCGACAUGUCGCAAUGGAACAGGAACCAUGUACACGCGGCUUUCAUGGGCAGAGAAGAUAUACCAGUAGACCAUCUGCUAGAGAUAAACGGGAUAGACAAGGUCAAGUGUCCUGCUGUAUGGCACGAUGCGCGACCGGAUUACAUGGAGUAUAGUACCGAUGUUCGCGCUGAGACGGCCGUGAUGGGUGCUAUGCAGCAUAUCAGCAGCUUUCUCCAUCCUCAAGCAGCCAUCAUCGACGAUUCCGUCUCAGAAGACCAGUUCUUUGUCCGAGGCAUGCGAACCAAAACGGGAGUGCUUAAGAUGCCUCUCAUUGAAGUACCAAAAGACAGAUUAGAGGACUUUGCUUGGGUCUCACGGCUCGAUGCUGGCUCACUCAGGCACUGGCACGAUCCUACCGUAGACAUUCUCAUCCAAGUACCACCAGACUCUUCCAGCGUUCUGCGAUUACUGAAAUCAAUCAAAGACGCCGAUUACAGUGGUCUGAGACCGCCUCGUAUCACCAUCGAGCUGCCAGCCGAGCUCGACAUCUCAGUAAAAGAGCACAUUGAAAGCUUCAAAUGGCCCCCACAUAAUGAUAAUCCCAUAGCAGGGAGCGGACUCAGUAUCAGACGCCGCAUCUCAAACCAUCGCCACAACCAGGAGGACUCUGCAAUUCGCUUCUUGGAGUUAUUCUACCCCACCAACACGAUCAACUCCCACGUAUUACUACUCUCUUCGCAAGCGCAGCUGUCGCCACAGUACUUCCACUUUGUCACAUACGCCUUGUUGGAAUACAAGUACUCGACCUACGGCGCAGAGGACAAUGACAAUCUCAUGGGUAUUAGUCUAGAGUUGCCAGCGGUGCUCCUCGAUGGCAAGACGAAGCUGGAACCCCCGUCGACAAGCGACAUGCACACUGACCGAUACAAGAAGCUGCAUCAAGGUGCUAAGAGCGUGCCUUUCAUGUGGCAGGCUCCAAACAGCCACGCGGCAUUGUUGUUAGGAGACAAGUGGGCAGAGCUGCAUUCGUUCCUCGGCAAUCGUGUGGUCAAGCAUCAGCAAUCAGCCAAAACGACAUCUCGGGGAAAGUUGGUUUCCGAGACACUGCCCGCAUGGACCGAGUACAUGCUUGAGUUCAUGCGCGCGCGGGGCUAUUCGCUGCUUUAUCCUGCGACGACGUCCAAUGCGUUGGUUACGAUUCAUAACGAGUUGUACCACGUCCCCGAGGAGUUCUCUGCUAUGUCGCCCAGAGACGGUCAAGAAACACCUGCCAUGCCGUUGGAGACAGAUGCACCAUUUCUGCGCGCCGAUACACCACCUCAGUCUCCUCAAACUUCCGAAACACCCGUCAUUUCAGACACAAUGCCGCUGCAUCAGGCGCUACCUUUCGACGGCGAUCUUCCCGAGAUCCCUCACCUACCCCAGCUUCUCUAUGACGGACAACAAAUUGCUCCGGCAAACAUAUCCACUGUGGCAAGAGAGUACGCAGACAUGUUCCGCAAGGAGGUUGGUGGCUGCAAGAUACCCAAAGGUAAGCACAAGAAGUUUGUCGGGGGUGAAGCAAGCGACUUGUUCUGUUUUGGAGAGGACGAUGAUGGCGACUGGGUCGAAGAUGAAAGCAGAGAGGUGGAGAUGUUUGAUGCGCCGAUUGAUGAUCAAUUGGAGAAACUUUGCACUGGUCCGGACGCUUUGAGGAAAAUGCUCUCGCGAGCCGCAGGGCGGAAACUCCGCAGAAAUGCCUUCAGGACGCCCACGACCCUUUCAGACCAAUUAACGCUGCCAUGGCUCUGCCCAGCGUUGUCACGGAGGACCUCGUACGCACCUUCCGCAUCCUCGACAAACACACACGACUCGAGUCGACGGCAGCGGCAACGGCCCUCUUCACUGUCCAUACGGCACGAGACACGCUCCCUCGCCACAUCCGCCGAACUGCAACCCCCACCUUCCUCGCCGCUUUCCUUCGAUCCCUUUGCGCAAUCCUUCGGGCGCCAAGUCCAGUCUCCCGACCUCUCUCGCAUGCCGCAAUGGGACCCUCGAAAUCCCCUCGUCGUCCGAGACUCGCUGACUGCGUUGCCUGCGUUGCGUCCCCGCGACGGCGUCGUCGGUGACCUCGUCGAGCUGCACCAGAACCUAUACGCAUGUCUGCGCGUCGGGCGUCUGGACCGGGCCGCCAUCAUCAUCGACCGCCUUGCCACCGUCUACAACAAGGAUGCGCCAGAACUCAUCGACGCACACAACGCCUACUUGCAGACGCUGCUCGACCUCGGCCAGCUCGAUCCUGGUGUGGAGAGCAUGAAGAAGAUUGAGACCUGGUGCAAUGACCACAUGCUAGCCAAAGAUGUCCCACCAAACGCGCAGACAUUUGUUACCCUGAUCCGAUCGGCCAUGAACUUUCUGGAAGAGGGUGACGACGAGGCCGCAGUACGAGAAUACAUCGGCACGGCACGGGAAUAUGGCGAAGACAUCCUCGACCAAAUCAACGCUUCGCCCGAGUUCUCCGAUGAGGAGUGGGAUCUGUUAAUCCGCCUACAACCAGAAUCCUUCCAAGAACCUCCGCCCGUCGACCAUGUUCAGCAUCUCCAUGUCAGCACGCCCUCGGGUCGCAAGAACCUUAUCGAACACGGCCUGGUAUCCCACCCAUCACAGCCGAUCAAACCAGUUAAGCAGAAGGGCAUGGGUCUGGACUCGCUGAAACAAGCUCUUACCAUUUUCGACGAUGAGGCCCGCGUUCCGUACCCGCACGAUAUGCCAGGAACCCAGGAAGAGAAGGACCAGGCCUACGCAUACGCACGCCAAUUACAGAUGGAACAGGAUGGCAUCGAGGCCGCAGUCAGGAGAUGGAAAGCCGAGGACGAGAAACUACAAGAAGUGGGCGUCUAUGGCGUCAUGAACAGCAAGCCUAUCCAGGCCGUCAUGUACGGCUGGUACUCCGCCCUCGUGCCGCUGUUCAAAAAGCGUAUCGAACAGGCCAAGGAGGUUCUGUCCGAUUCCAAAAAGUCCACGGCGCGUGACGAGGUUGCUGCCUAUGGUGUCUGGCUGGAAAGGUGCAAGCCUGAGAAGCUUGCGGCAAUCACCGUUGCUCGGGCUACCCAGGCCGCAGUGAAGGCCAAGGAUGAAGACAAUUCUGCCUACAAGAUAUCGGCCCUGUCUAUCGCCAUUGGUAACGAUAUCGAGGAAUACCUCGACGCUGAUUCGCGGGCUCGGCGAGACGCUUUCCUGAGAAAGCAGCGCAAGCAGACUCGAAUGAACUUGAUCAAUCAACUUUCCAAGGAGAUCCGGGAGGCGCCUUCCAGCCUACCAUCUUUGAAGACGUCGUAUCCACUCGAGAAGGCCGAUAUACCACUAGGGGUACGAACAAAGCUUGGGGCUUCCUGCUUGGAGCUCUUGCUUCAAUCUGCAACCCUCACCGUCACCGCAAAGGAUCCAAGGACAGGGAAGCAGAUAUCCCGCAGUAUGGCCGCCUUCCACCACGCAGUCGGUUAUCGUAACGGCAAGAAGGUUGGCUACCUUGUGCCACACCAUGAGCUCUCUAACAAACUGCGAACCGAUUCUGUUCAUAGCAUCCAGACUGUCAGGCUGCCAAUGGUAGUCGAACCGAAAUCAUGGUCUAGUUACGAAGAUGGCGGAUACUACACUAUUCCGCAAAGAGUCAUUCGUUCAAAAGUCGGUGAUACUGCGCAGAAAGCCUAUGCCCAGUCAGCCAUAGAAAAUGGUGACAUGUCCAAGGUCAUGGCUGGCCUCGACGUGCUUGGCAGAGUACCUUGGCAGAUUAAUGCCCCUGUUUUUGAAGUCAUGGCUCGUGUCUGGAACUCGGGAGAGACUAUUGGAGCUCUCGUUGGAGAAGAUUCCAUUACCAACUACACGCGUCCCCAAGAACCUCCAGCCAACGCGUCAGUCCAGGAACGAUCGAAAUGGAGCAAAGCUCUGAAGGAAUACGAGAAUCACAUCGGCGGUCUUCACUCACAGCGAUGUUUUCAAAAUUUUCAAUUGGAGACAGCGCGAGCAUACCUGAACGAAAAAAAAAUGUUCUUCCCUCAUAGCGUCGACUUCCGAGGCCGCGCAUAUCCGAUCCCACCCAUCCUUAAUCAUAUCGGGUCUGAUCUCUCAAGGGGACUUCUCAAGUUUGCGCACGGCAAAGAGCUUGGUACUGUGGGUUUACAAUGGCUGAAGAUUCAUCUAGCCAAUCUUUACGGUUACGACAAGGCUAGCCUACGCGAACGCGAACAAUUCACAACGGACAACCUGGACGAAAUUCGCGAUUCCGCGACGAAUCCACUGGAUGGUAGACGGUGGUGGGUAAAGGCGGAGGAUCCUUGGCAAUGUCUGGCCUGUUGCAUGGAGCUGAAAAGAGCUUUCGACCUACCCGAUCCGACUCGGUUUGUAUCUCAGUUUCCAGUUCACCAGGAUGGAACGUGUAAUGGACUUCAGCAUUACGCAGCCUUGGGUGGUGACUAUGCUGGUGCUCGCCAGGUCAACCUUGAACCCUCCGACAGGCCGCAGGAUAUUUAUACUGGUGUUGCUGAACUCGUAAAAGAGAUGGUCGCAAAAGACGCCGCCGAAGGUCUUCCAGUAGCGUCCUUUGUUGACGGCCACAUUACGCGAAAAGUUGUCAAGCGAACAGUCAUGACUAACGUCUACGGAGUCACCUUCAUGGGAGCGAAAGAACAGGUACACGACGAGCUACGUAACUUAUUCCCUCAUUUCGAGCCUACAAGCAAGGUCCGGGCACUUGGUGCCGUCGCUUUGUAUGUGGCGCAUAAGAUCUUUGACGCGCUGGGCAAGAUUUUCAAUGGUGCUCAGGAGAUUCAGUACUGGCUUGGGGAAUGUGGUGAACGCAUCACGACAUCGAUUACUGCCGAGCAAGUCAAAAGGAUCAAAGACCGCUUCGAAGGAUUGGAUCCUUCGAAUGCGUUGUAUGACCCGAAGUUUAUGGCACCAAAGAAGGUUACCACAACCCAGCUCAACAAGUUCAACAAAGGCAUGGAGAAGUUUCAGACUAGCAUCAUUUGGACAACGCCACUCAAGAUGCCAAUUGUCCAGCCAUACAGGAAGGAAAGUAACCAGACGAUCAAGACUAAGAUCCAGAACAUUACGGUGUCAAAGAGGUCUCACCAGAAUGAGGUCGAUAAACGCAAGCAGCUACAAGCAUUUCCGCCCAACUUUAUUCACUCUCUCGACGCAAGCCAUAUGCUGCUUUCGGCGUUGAAGGCCAACGAGAUGGGGCUCGACUUCGCCGCUGUCCACGACAGCUUCUGGACACACGCUUCUGAUAUCCCCAAUUUGAAUGUCAUUCUUCGUGACGCAUUCGUACGCAUGCAUAGCGAGGAUGUUAUCGACCGUCUUGCUGCCGAGUUCUCUGCGCGUUAUGCAGGUGCUAUGUACCGAGCGACUCUUUACAGCGGAGCAGAGGUCAGCCGGAGGAUCUCAGAAUGGAGAUUAAAGUAUCGCCAGGAGAAGAAUACUACCACAAGAUCAAGUGGCAAGCGAUACGGAGACACCUCCUUUGAGGAAGUUGCACUGGAGGCUAAGCGACAGGAAUUGCUGAAAAGUGAAGAUGCCGAGGAGAGGAAACAGGGCGAGGCAAUGGUCACGCCGACCAGCAUCUGGCUUGCGGACCAAGACUUCAAAGCAUUCCGCUCGGCCAGACUCGCUCUGCUCGGUGAGUCUAAAGACAAACAGUCUGCCGAUAGGGAAACAAAGACUAUGGAUGAGGCAUUGGGUGAUGAAGUUGAUGCUAUCACCACCACUGAGUCAACGAUCGAUGUUGUGGAAGACGAGGCCCAAGAUCUCGCAAAGGACCCACAAAGCGGCGGUGUAGCCAAGAAGAAGAAGGCGUCGUCUGGCCUCGGCCACGAGAAGAGCACAAUUCAAGUAUGGAUCCCGCUCAGCUUUCCACCUGUUCCGCAGAAAGCGCUUCGGGGCGAUGCUGAGCGCGAAUUCUUCGCGCCAGACGAACGCACCCCGGUAGCGAUUGCAGCAACACAGAAGAUUCGCCAAAUUACACUGCAAGGUCGCCUGGGAGAAUGCGGUUGGAAUGUCAAGAUUCGUCCAGAGGCGUGGUGGAGGGAAGAUCACCCCGGCAGUUCGACGAGAGAGGGGCGGAGGGGAAAGAUUGGAGAGAAGAGAGGAAGGAAGAAGAAGGGUUUAUGA